GUAAAGAUACACUGGGUUCUCACGGAAUCCCUUUACGCACAUAGCUCGCCAGGUUUUUUCCCAACACCAAUCCACUCUUCCCCUUUUUUCUCCACUCCCCUCUGCUGUCCCCACCCCAGAUUCCCGUGCAAUUUUCCCCAAUCCCAAACACUUAAUUGAGCAAUUGGGAUUCCUCACGUGUGGGCUGAUUUGUAGUUUGAACACGUGGCUCAUUCAAAAAAGCCGGAAUAGCGGAGGAUUUUUUUCUCCCCCUUCUUCUUCUUCUUAUUCUAGGCUCUAGACUUAGAGGCGGGCGCCAGCCUUACCGUGUGUGACAUUCUCUGUCUCUUUGCCAAGGGGUCUGGAGGAAGACACAAAGUAGUUUCUCCUCCUUUUCACCCAGCCCGCCAUCGUUUGGAGACACCAGAUUAAUAAUUGAGCAUUUAUUUAUUGCGCGAUAGAGACAGAGGGGCGAGGGAGAGCGAACGCACUGUGAGGCUGCCAGUUUAAAUCUAUCUGUGGCUUGAACGACCGGGAAGCACGCCACAGCCACUCCGUAGUAGUAAAGGCGAUUUAGGCUACUCCAAACACUGCACGUCCGUCAGUGCAAAUAACUAUCUCUCCCUCAGCGUAAAGAUUGUCCCUUUUCGGCGCACAACAUGAAUAAGCUAUACAUUGGCAACGUGAGCGCCGAGGCGAGCGAGGAGGACUUCGAAACUAUCUUUGAGCAGUGGAAGAUUCCGCACAGUGGUCCAUUUCUUAUCAAAACUGGCUAUGCGUUUGUGGAUUGCCCGGACGAGAAGGCUGCAAUGAAGGCCAUCGAUGUUCUUUCAGGUAAAGUUGAACUUCAUGGGAAAGUUCUCGAAGUGGAGCACUCUGUCCCUAAACGUCAAAGGAGCUGUAAGCUGCAGAUCAGGAACAUCCCGCCUCACAUGCAGUGGGAGGUUUUGGAUGGUAUGCUCGCUCAGUAUGGUGCAGUAGAGAACUGUGAACAAGUAAACACUGACACAGAGACCGCAGUAGUCAAUGUUCGAUAUGCAUCCAAGGACCAGGCCAGGCUGGCGAUGGAGAAGCUAAACGGAUCUAUGAUGGAGAACUAUGCCUUGAAAGUAUCUUAUAUCCCAGAUGAGACAGCUGUCCAAGAAGGUCCCUCAGCAGGAGGCAGGAGAGGCUUUAACGCCCGUGGCACACCUCGAUCCGGUUCUCCAGGUCUGGGCGCCCGGCCCAAAGUGCAGCCAGACAUCCCACUGCGUAUGCUGGUUCCCACGCAAUUUGUAGGCGCCAUCAUUGGAAAGGAGGGCGCCACGAUCCGCAACAUCACCAAACAGACACACUCAAAGAUCGACAUCCACAGAAAAGAGAACGCAGGUGCAGCAGAAAAGCCCAUCACGAUUCAAUCCAGCCCUGACGGUUGUUCGAACGCUUGCACGGCCAUCAUGCAGAUCAUGCAGAAGGAGGCUGUCGACACAAAAUUUACUGAGGAAAUCCCACUGAAGAUACUUGCACACAACAACUUUGUUGGAAGAUUAAUUGGGAAGGAAGGACGCAACCUGAAGAAAAUUGAGCAGGAUACGGGAUGCAAGAUCACAAUCUCACCUCUGCAGGACCUGACUCUGUAUAACCCUGAGCGGACCAUCACAGUGAAAGGCUCUAUUGAGGCGUGCGCCAGGGCCGAGCAGGAGGUGAUGAAGAAGGUCAGAGAAGCGUACGACAGUGACAUGGCUGCUAUGAACCUCCAGUCCAACCUGAUCCCAGGCUUGAAUCUGAACGCUCUGGGGUUGUUUCCCGGUGGAGGGCCAGGUAUGGGUUCCUCCAUGUCCAGUGUACCACCUCCUGGAGCUCACGGUGGAUGUCCACCCUUUGGACAGGGACACCCGGAGUCGGAGACAGUUCACCUGUUCAUUCCUGCACUCGCCGUGGGAGCCAUCAUCGGAAAACAGGGUCAACACAUCAAACAGCUGUCACACUUUGCUGGAGCCUCAAUCAAAAUCGCCCCUGCAGAAGGAAUGGAUCCCAAACAGAGGAUGGUCAUCAUCGUUGGACCACCAGAGGCUCAGUUUAAGGCUCAGUGUCGCCUCUUUGGCAAGCUAAAGGAGGAGAAUUUCUUCGGACCCAAGGAAGAGGUGAAGCUGGAGGCGCACAUCAAAGUUCCCUCCUUCGCUGCUGGACGAGUCAUUGGGAAAGGAGGGAAAACGGUAAACGAGCUGCAGAACCUGACCUGUGCAGAGGUGGUGGUGCCCAGAGACCAGACGCCGGAUGAGAACGACCAGGUUAUAGUGAAGAUCAGCGGACACUUCUUUGCAUGCCAGCUGGCCCAGAGGAAGAUUCAGGAGAUCCUGGCUCAGGUGAGGAGGCAGCAGCAGCCCAAACCCACAUCUGGAGCCCAACCUCCAAUGCCCCGCAGGAAGUAAAGAUCCAGCGGACCUGGAGGGACGGUGACCGAAUCUGCCAGAAGACUCGACAGAUGGACAGAUGCAGCAGAGUCUGGGGGGAGAAGACGACGACGAUGACGACGACGAGGGGUCGUAACACUCAUCUCAGGAGUCAAACACCCGCCCCUUUUUGUCUUACUUGAAGAACUUUCAAGUGCGGCUAAUGAGAGACCCUGGGCCUGUAAACCUCCACCCCGCCUCACUUCUCUGCAUCUCUGUGAGAAUGUACUUCUGAGGGCUACCAACAAUGUCACCUGCCCUCACACGUACGCACUCCUCGACCGCUCUCCUCCCACCUCCCCCACGGGUGUGUUAAAUUAAUUUUUUGUCCUCUUUUGACACUAGAAACACAAAGAAGAAAUAAGGAUCCCCCUCCUAUCACCUCCUGGUGUGGUACUUCAAACCUGACAAGAUGUUUUGGUUGAGAUUUAGUUUUUUUAGAGUUUAAUUGGUUGAUGAAGCUUUCUCAUGAGUUUUUUUCUGUGGAAAGGAAAAAGGCAUUGCUAUCGCGGUCCUGUUUGGACCAACAGAGAGGUUUAUUUUGGGGGAGGGUUGGCUCAGAUUGGGUGGGCCAUGUUUAGGGGAAAGAUUCUUGUUUCAGGACAGGACCCCUGAGAGGGUGGAUUAUAUUGGGCGUCCUGCCCUUGUAAUGAUAGUGGCAUUUUAUAAAUUUGGAUGCAUUUUAUAGAUAGACCUAUAUACAUAGAUGAAUAUAUAUUUAGAGGUGAGGGCAGCGCCAUGACUGACACUUAGGGAAACGGUGCCGAAACUGCUGCUGCCCAGGAAAACCAAUUUAAUAUGCAUUUUACUUAACUACCUCAGGAUCUAGUACCUCAGAAGAGAAAAGAAAAUGAUUAUAUAUAUAUGAAAAAAAUGUUCCUUUCUUUUUUAUUUUGCUUUUGUGGUAUUUUGUAUACUUUAUAAAGCUGAUAGUCUUUGAACAUUUUUAUUUUUUUAAGAAAAUUUAAAAUUUGGUCAGCUGCCAACUGACCUUGCCUUCAACUCUGGUGCUUUAGGCGGCGUUGUUCAUGUGUAUGUGUGACUUGAGAUGACCCUGUACAUAAAGUCUAUUUGUACAUAGCAGCCCCGAAAAGCACGAGUUGGCGCCCCCUCAGCUGGCGGCUGACAGGAGUAUCGAGAGAAAAUCGCCUCAGUUUUUCCCCUGAGGGUCCACCAUCUUCUGAAAACUUACAAAACAACUAAGACAUGCAAAUAAUGCCAACCGUACAUAAAAACAGCAAUGCCAUUUAGUUUUGGGAUUGACAUUGUCAUUGGUAAUGGUACUUUAAUUUGUCAGAAAUCGUUUUCGCCUUCCUACGAGGGCCGUGGUCAGGGCAGCGUGGACCGUAACGGUCCUGCAGAGCGUCUGUUUUUUGUCUGUUCUGUUCUCGGACCAUCUUUCACCUUCUUCACGAUGGUUUCUCACAAAGUCCAAGCCCGACUAGGUUUAUUUUUCAAAGAGCAAGCUUUGUCAGCUUGGAGUGGCUGUCAGAGUUAACGUCGUUCACUGCAUGGUGAGGGUAGGGGGAGUCACACUGACAGACGUUUUUGGUUUUUUGCGCUAUAGGAAAAAAUUAUUUAAACAUCCUCUGAAACCCACAAAUGACACUCUAUGUUCAAACAGGGAAAACGAGCCGUAAAAAGGCAUCACAAAAUACUGAAUGAACUCUCACUGGGGGUAAGAAAAGAGGAAAGGAAUCCAAAAGUUAAAUAUAUUUCAUUUUGUCUCUUCAUGCCGAAUGUAAAUAUGUUGAUUGUGGUAAAAGUGCUCGAGUGUAUCCAUGCUUCCACAGUAGAACGCCGUCUACCUCAGCUGAGGGGGUGGGGGGGUUGUUGUGGCACUAGGCGCCCCCACCCUGCCCCCACUGAGCGCCAGCGCGCACUGAUACCUCAGUCCCCCCCGAACACUUCUUUCUACAUGGGCGCGCCAUCUGAACACCGCGCUUAACUGAGGGGCACAAGUGAUACUUAAAUUCUCCCUGACACCUCCUGAUCCCCGCCUCCUUCCUGCCAAACCCCGACCCCUCUCCCUUCCUCCUCCUCCUCCUCCUUCUCUGCAGUUUGUUUUGAUCUACCUCUUUAGACAUGUAUUUGAAGUAGAGGCAUUCUUCUAUUUGUUAGGAUUUAGCCCCUCGCCACUCCUUUAUGCCUCCCCAUGCUCCCCAGAUAUGAAUGAAAAUGAAACUAAAAUCAUGUACUAUUUAGAAUCGAGAGAAAAAUUGAAAAGUGAUCAAAAAUUUUCUUUUGCCAGUGUUUAUAUUUACUCUUUUUGGCUUAAUUGAAAUCCUCAAACGAUGGUUCUUUCUUUCUGCUUUCUAAUUUUUUGGUGGUGUGGCUUACAUGUAUUUGAACUUUUGCUUGGGUUUUUUGUGGAAAAAAGGUCAAAUCACGUGUUUGAUUUUGCAUUCAAUAGUUAAAUGAGAAAAAUACAUUUCUUUUUCUUUAAAAAAGGGCCUGCCUCUUUUUGCUUUCUGAUUUCAAGACUUCAAACUAGACACAAGUCCUGUCUUUUUUCCCUUUUGUCUUUCACUGAUGCUACACUCACUUGCUGAUUUGGUAGCUGGUUUCUUCUGUUAGCAUUUCUUGGCUGUGUAACGUGAAACAUCCUCUUAGUAUGAGACAGAUUUGAGGGACUGGGUCUCUGAGUUUUUCGGAAAAGUGAUCUAACUUCAGCAUGAUAUUCCCUCCUCCCCCUCUCUGCAACCAUGCUUGUGCCCCGUCACCUCCCCUUCACACACAGCUCCACUUGUCAAAUGCCUCUGAAUAAAAAAAAUAAUCAAA
Cheilinus undulatus (humphead wrasse) is the source of this 5192-nucleotide messenger RNA. RefSeq names its product insulin-like growth factor 2 mRNA binding protein 3 (gene igf2bp3). Lineage: Eukaryota; Metazoa; Chordata; Actinopteri; Labriformes; Labridae. The record is from RefSeq and is a predicted model, not a curated record. The transcript has 15 exons. The coding region runs from base 639 to 2390 and encodes 583 amino acids. Gene Ontology annotation, cellular component: nucleus; cytoplasm; cytosol. Gene Ontology annotation, biological process: nervous system development; regulation of gene expression. Gene Ontology annotation, molecular function: mRNA 3'-UTR binding.